AUGGCUUUCAUUUUGCUGUCAGUGAAGGCUUGUGCACUCAGACCACUCAGAAUUAGAUACGACUUCAAGCUGGCGUGCCUAUACAAGUACUGCGAAGUCCUGAAGGAGGACCGAAGGUUAUAUCCGCGGUGGUGGGCCGGCGGCUUGGCGGGCGCCACCACGCAGUUAAUAACGUCCCCCCUCGACCUUCUGGAGACGCGCAUGAUGAUCAUCAAGAAGCGUAAGAGUAUUGUGGAGCUCGGCCGUUUGGCUAUCGAAAAAGACGGUUUCUUGUCCCUGUACGAUGGACUCAGUGCCCAGCUGAUGCGCCAGAUGACCUACAUGGCCCUUCGCUUUCAUCUGUACGAGACCGGGAAGAGGUACGUGGACGAGUACAACUUCCUGCACAAGGUGGGCGUGGCCUGCGUGGCUGGGAUUACGGCGGGAUGUGUGGGCAUACCGAUGGAGCUGGUGAACACCAGGAUGCACGUGGACCGGGUCCUUGCCGAGGAGAAGAGACGCAACUACCGGCAUGUCUUCCAUGGCCUGUACAGCGUGAUUCGCGACGAGGGUUGGACGUCACUCUACAAGGGCGGAACCUUCUCAUGCGCCCGGGCGGCCCUCCUCACCAUUGGCCAGAAUGCGGUCUACGAUCAGGCCAAGAUGAACUACAUGAGCUACUUGGAGCUCAAGGACGACAGCAAGAUCCUGCACGUGAUCAGCUCCCUGACGGCGGCCCUCCUCUGCGGUCCCCUGUGCCAGCCCAUCGAGAUCAUGAAAACGCUCAGCAUGACCACCAGAGCCCCGGACGGGGAGAAGACGGAGAAGCUAUUGAACUACAUGCUGCGCUUCGGACCACGUGGACUCUUCCGCGGAGUUGUGCCCAACCUGAUGCGGAUAGUGCCGAACACGAUCUGUACGUUUGUUCUGUUCGAACAGUUUCGCUUGUACUUUGGGUACUACGAUGAUGUCCCACGGGGUGACUGAAUGCCGAAUGAAUACUGAAUGUGCAACGAAAAUGCAGCUGUCUAAUGUUUCCUCCCUGAACGAACACCUUCUAAAUGUUAG
Messenger RNA from Drosophila persimilis, 1047 nucleotides. Its product is annotated as mitochondrial dicarboxylate carrier. The record is from RefSeq and is a predicted model, not a curated record. The transcript has 4 exons. Bases 1 to 966 code for a protein of 321 amino acids. NCBI's taxonomy places the organism in Eukaryota, Metazoa, Arthropoda, Insecta, Diptera, Drosophilidae. Gene Ontology annotation, biological process: malate transmembrane transport; succinate transmembrane transport; oxaloacetate transport. Gene Ontology annotation, molecular function: succinate transmembrane transporter activity; malate transmembrane transporter activity; thiosulfate transmembrane transporter activity.